AUGUUUAUUGCACGAUCCGAAUAUGACCGUGGCAUCAACACAUUUUCUCCGGAAGGCCGUCUUUUCCAGGUAGAAUACUCACUGGAAGCCAUUAAGUUGGGCUCAACCGCAAUUGGAGUAGCAACAUCAGAUGGUGUAGUAUUAGGUGUUGAGAAACGAGUUACUUCCACCCUCCUAGAAACCUCCUCUGUCGAAAAGAUUGUCGAGAUAGACCGGCAUAUCGGAUGCGCGAUGUCAGGACUACAAGCCGAUGCCCGAUCGAUGAUCGAACACGCGCGGGUGGAAAGUCAGAAUCAUGAAUUUCAUUACAGAGAACCACUUCGGGUGGAAAGUUGUACACAGGCGAUUUGUGAUCUCGCCCUAAGAUUCGGGGAGGGUGCGGAUGGGGAAGAAAGUGUUAUGAGCAGGCCCUUUGGUGUGGCACUUCUCAUCGCAGGCUACGACGAAGAUGGGCCGCAAUUAUACCACGCUGAACCAUCCGGCACAUUCUACCGCUACGACGCCAAAGCCAUAGGCUCUGGAAGCGAAGGUGCUCAAGCUGAGUUGCAAAACGAAUACCACAGAUCCCUGACACUACCGGAAGCCGAAACUUUAGUCUUGAAGACCCUGAAACAAGUUAUGGAGGAAAAACUGGAUGCUAAGAAUGUGCAGCUAGCAAGUGUAACGAAGGAGAAGGGUUUUCGUAUCUACAAUGAGGAAGAUAUGGGUAGAGUAGUAUCUACACUGGGAGAAAAUUAA
Messenger RNA from Ophidiomyces ophidiicola, 738 nucleotides. It is a transcript of the gene PUP2, whose product is annotated as proteasome component pup2. Gene Ontology annotation, biological process: proteasome-mediated ubiquitin-dependent protein catabolic process. The coding region runs from base 1 to 738 and encodes 245 amino acids. The transcript has 5 exons. Gene Ontology annotation, cellular component: proteasome core complex; proteasome core complex, alpha-subunit complex; nucleus. Lineage: Eukaryota; Fungi; Ascomycota; Eurotiomycetes; Onygenales; Onygenaceae. The record is from RefSeq and is a predicted model, not a curated record.